UAGUCACGAACCAAACAGACCCUGGCCUUAGACAUAGCUUUAAUUCCACAUAACUACAAAUACGAGAAUAAAAUAGUCUUAAAACCCACUCGGCACAUCCAUGUACAAAACUUUCCCCCAGAGCAAUCCAUCAGUGGAUUGUGGUUUGUAUUUGUUGACUAUUUAUUUUGAAAUGAAAAACAAGCUGGACCUGUAACAGUACAACCAAAGAAGAGACAAAGGGGGGAGAGAGAGAUGUUCCACAACAGCAGUACAGAACAGUGAAGAAGACGUCGACGAGACCACCGAGGGCAGUCAAAGUGCCCGAGAUAGAAGCCGCCAUCGCCCGUCGCCGACGUCGAACCCCGGUCGGCAUAGAAUUCCCCGCUCCGCCUCGGCCUCGCCAAUCGCUUUCACGCUCCAUCAACACCAUGGCUCGAUGCCAAAACCACAAUUAAAAAUUUGUGCUUGGGCGUAUCCGUCAAUACACGCACCGAGAGGAGGAAGCCCACUACCCCGUCUCUCUCUCUCUCUCCUCCCUGGCUCUCGUCUUCCUCUCCUCCCCCACCGAGUUGCCGCCCCCUCGCUUUCACCCCACGCGGAAGCAAGAAUUCGUCGUCAAAUUCCCACCUUGCGCGUGUUUCUGUGGAUUUCCUUUUUUUUGGCCGCUUCCUUGCUCCUAUGGGCCUUUGAUCCGGGGCUUGGAUCUUGGGAAGGGGAGGUGUGGUGGGCCGCCGCCGGCGAUCUGGCGGGGAGGAUAUGGCCGGCGGGAAGGAGCCGAUCGAGGUCAGGUUCCGGCUCUUCGACGGCACGGACAUCGGGCCCACCAAGUACGAUCCCUCCACCACGGUCUCCUCGCUCAAGGAGUUCAUCCUCGCUCGGUGGCCGCAAGAUAAGGAUAUAACUCCAAAAACUGUUAAUGACUUGAAGCUUAUCAAUGCUGGAAGGAUAUUGGAGAAUAAUCGGACACUUGCAGAGUCCCGUGUUCCAGUAGGAGAGGUCCCAGGAGGUGUAAUUACAAUGCAUGUGGUAGUGCGACCUCCACAAGCUGACAAAAACAGUGAGAAGCAGCUUGCGAAUUCCGUCAAGCAGAACAGAUGCGGGUGCACCAUUCUCUGAUAAGACGCCUGCUUGAUGUUGUACAAUCUGUGUAGUCUUAGGAUUUUGUAUCUGCUUUGCUGUGUUCACACAAGCGUGAAUUCAUUUUGAUAUCCAGUCCUUGAAGCCAUUCGAGUCCAGAAACAUACACACUAAAAAUCCAUCGAAUAUGAAGGUUUCUGGAUGGUAGAUUUGGAUCGUCUUGUUCCAGAGUUGAGGAUUGGAUGCUUCCUGCUGUAUAAAUGGUGUUGUCGAAACUAGAAAAAAAAACUCUUUUAUUUCUUUUUUCUUUUCUGCCAUGUUGACGUUAUAUAUAUAUCGAUUCUUUUUAGAUCGGUUGCUUUGUCUCGUCUAACAGAAAUAUUGUACUCAGAUAUAAGUUGCAAAAGGAGUAAUGUAUGGUGUUAUGGUAAAGGGGAAA
Messenger RNA from Zea mays, 1498 nucleotides. Its product is annotated as membrane-anchored ubiquitin-fold protein 3. The record is from RefSeq and is a predicted model, not a curated record. The transcript is spliced from 3 exons. Gene Ontology annotation, molecular function: protein binding. NCBI's taxonomy places the organism in Eukaryota, Viridiplantae, Streptophyta, Magnoliopsida, Poales, Poaceae. The coding region runs from base 739 to 1098 and encodes 119 amino acids.